AUGUUGAACGGAAGCGGGAUCAAAAUAUUUUCGGGCACUAGCCACCCCGAACUUGCCGAGAUCAUUGCUCGACGCAUCGGCCUCCCCCUCUCAAAGGCAGAAAUCACGAAGAGCGGAAUCGGCGAAACCAACGUCACCAUCGCAGAGUCGGUGCGUGAAGACGAUGUGUACAUUAUCAACACUGGCUGUGGUGCGGUCAACACUGCUCUCAUGGAGCUCUGUAUCAUGAUCCAUGCCUGCAAAAUCGCGAGCGCCAAACGAAUCACCGCCGUCAUCCCUCUGUUUCCCUAUGCUCGACAAGACAAAAAGGAUAAGAGUCGGGCGCCUAUAACGGCCAAGCUUGUGGCAAACAUGAUACAGAAAGCUGGAUGCGACCAUCUCAUAACUAUGGAUCUCCACGCUUCGCAAAUCCAGGGAUUCUUUGAUGUUCCGUCAUUUAGUCUGUACGCGGAACCCUCUGCGAUCCUGUACAUUAGGACGCAUUUUAACGUCGACGAUGUGGUAAUAGUGUCGCCCGAUGCGGGUGGUGCUAAACGGGCUACGUCGAUUGCGGACCGGCUUGGCGUCGAUUUCGCAUUAUUCCACAAGGAGCGGAAGAAAGCGAAUGAGGUCUCGCGAAUGGUACUGGUUGGGGGUGUGAAGGACAAAAUUGCGAUACUGGUGGACGAUAUGGCUGACACCUGCGGGACGCUUUGUCUUGCAGCGUCUCAUCUAUCGGAGGCUGGGGCUGUAAAGGUGUUUGGAUUUGUGACGCACGGGAUUCUGAGCGGGAAUGCGCUUGCGACGGUGGAGGCGAGCAAGCUUGAGAAGCUGAUAGUGACGAACACGCUGCCUCAGCACGAGAACCAGGCGCGAUGCUCGAAGAUAGAGGUGAUCGACAUAGGGAAAGUGCUGGGAGAGGUGAUUCGACGGAGCCACUAUGGGGAAAGUGUGUCGAAGCUGUUCCACGAGGUGCCAUACUAG
Cyclocybe aegerita is the source of this 963-nucleotide messenger RNA. The record is from the annotation of a GenBank genome assembly. Lineage: Eukaryota; Fungi; Basidiomycota; Agaricomycetes; Agaricales; Hemipholiotaceae.